AUGCCAGCUUGGGACUCGAAUUGUGGCACGGAAGAGCCAUUCCUGGGUGUGAAGCUGGCGACAGUGUUCCCUGGCAACGCCAGUCACGGCCUGCCAUCGGUGGCAGCGAGCUACCUGCUCUCCUCUGCUGCCACUGGCGCCCCCCUUGCCCUCAUGGACGGCACGGCCAUCACGCUCCGCCGCACCGCUGCCGCCUCUGCCCUCGCUGCUCACUACCUCGCACGCCAGGACUCAACGGUGCUUCUUAUGGUGGGCACAGGCAACCUUGCUCCCCACCUCAUCCUCGCCCACCUCUCAGCCACUCCCUCCCUCCGCUCCGUGCUCCUCUGGGGCCGCACUCUCACCAAGGCCCAGCAGACAGCUGAGAAUCUGGUCUCCUCCGACCCAAGGUUUCGUCUUAUUGAGCCGGAGGGAGGUUCCUUGUCGGGCUUAUUGGAAGGGCAAGAAACAGGUGGGGUGUGUGUUACGGUUGUGGGUGAUCUAGAGCGUGCGGUGCCAUUGGCGGAUAUUGUCUCCUGUGCCACGCUUGCAACAGAACCGCUUGUGUGUGGACGGUGGUUGAAGCGUGGAGCCCAUGUGGAUUUGGUUGGCGGUUUUCGGCCGGAUAUGCGCGAAGCGGAUGAUGAUGUGAUGAUUGCAGCUAGAGGGUCGAUAUUUGUGGAUUCCAAGGAUGGUGACGCCAUCACAGGAUCUGGGGACCUUAUUGAGCCUAUCUCUAGUGGUGCUAUACUGGAGGAGGACAUUGGAGGAGACCUCUUCGAGCUAUGUUCUGGACCGACCAUGGCCGGCUCCAACAACGAAGUUAACGAUCAGGCUGUUUCACAGCAGGUCGAGGAGAAGCAGGUCGAUGCUGUUGAAUCUACUGAGAAGACUUCAGAGGAAACAAAGAACUCGGUAGAGGAAAAAUCGUCGACGGACGUCAAGCCCUCCGCAAACGCGGACCAGGACAAGGAGAAGAAGGAUGACGAGACGACACCUGACAGUGACGUUGUUGAAGUCGAGGCUGAAAAGGUCUCUGAAGUGGCUGCUUCUGCGGAUGCGGUCCCUUCCACUACCGAAACGACUACCACCAUCUCGACCAAAAGGAAGGCUGAGGCGUCGGAGGACGAGACAGGCGCCAAGAAGGUCUGCCUAGAAGCUGAGGCUUAG
This is a messenger RNA of Closterium sp. Naga37s-1, 1149 nucleotides long. Lineage: Eukaryota; Viridiplantae; Streptophyta; Zygnematophyceae; Desmidiales; Closteriaceae. The record is from the annotation of a GenBank genome assembly.